AUGGUUAGGGCUUUUAUGGGCAAGGCCGGCAACGGGCUGCAAAAUGCAGCCCGUUCAGGUUUCGGGCCGGGCAUCGGGCAGGGGUUCUGCCCUGCCCAGCCCUGCCCAUGUGCACCCCUACUUCUACAUGAGGCUUACAAAAAUGGAUGGUUUGAAUUGACGAAGGAUCCGGCCCGGCCCACUCUCUCCAGUGGUGGCUCUAGCCUCCAAGCCUCGGACUGCCUCCUAUUGCUAUUCUUUCUACUCGCAUCUGUAUACUUUUCAAGUGCUCUUUCAAAUGCUGAGGUCUCCUUCAUUGCUCAUCGACAAUUAUUGACGCUUCGUGAAAAUGAAGACUUGCCUGAUAAUUAUUCGGACAACUACAAGACAAAUCUAACUUUUCCCCAUAGCAGACUCAAGAGCGCUUAUAUUGCGCUUCAAGCAUGGAAAACAGCGAUGUAUUCAGACCCCUUUGAGACCACCAAGAAUUGGGUGGGAGCAGAUGUUUGUUCCUAUAAUGGCAUUUUCUGUGCCCCGGCUUUGGACGAUCCAAACAUCACCGUUGUGGCUGGAAUUGAUCUCAAUCAUGCAGAUAUUGCAGGCUAUAUUCCAGCCGAAUUUGGUUUGUUGACCGACCUUGCUUUACUUCACAUUAACUCAAACAGGUUUUGCGGGGUUCUUCCCAAGAGCUUCUCCAAGUUGAGGCUUUUGUUUGAGCUAGAUAUCAGCAAUAACCGCUUUGUUGGCCCUUUUCCGGAGUGUAUUCUACCAAUUCCGGAGCUUAAAUACAUUGAUCUUAGGUACAACAACUUUGAAGGCCAACUUCCUUCAGAGCUUUUUAACAAGCCGGCCGAUGCUAUAUUUUUGAACCAUAAUCGGUUUACAUCGACAAUUCCUGAAAAUUUGGGGAAUUCUCCGGCCUCCGUGGUAGUGUUUGCCCAUAACCACUUUGAAGGUUGUAUUCCGGAAAGCAUUGGUAAAAUGGAAAAGACAUUGAAUGAGAUUGUGUUCGCCAACAACAAUCUCACAGGAUGCUUACCAAUGGAAAUUGGAAAGCUUGAGAGUGCGACAGUUCUUGAUGUGAGCGAGAACUUGUUUGGCGGCAUCUUGCCGAAGUCCUGUGACGGACUCAAAAAGGCAGAAGUAAUAUCAAUUGCACACAACAAGUUCACCGGUUUUGUGCCACAAAACAUAUGUAGCUUGCCUAGUUUGGUGAAUUUCACAUUUGCAGAUAACUAUUUCAAUGGCAUGGACCAAGGCUGCGAGCCUUCUUCUAGAAAGAAUGUGGUGUUUGACGAUACUGGUAAUUGCAUACCAAAUAAGCCAAAUCAAAAAGCAGCAAAUAUUUGCUCUGCUGUGACGAGCAAGCCUGUUGAUUGUAGUAAGCAACAAUGUGGUCACCCAUCCUCACCUUCAAAGCCACAACCCCCUAAAGAAGAACACACUAAACCACAACCGCAGCCCCAGCAACCUAAAGAGGAGAGUCCUAAACCUAAAUCUCAAGCACCACCCCAGCACCCUCCUAAAACACAGCCUCCCGAACCACCAAAAGAAGAGGGAACUAAACCUCAACCUCCCCAAUCUAAGCCUGAAUCACCAGAGGCACCAUCUCCUGAUCCUUAUGAUCGAAACCCAAAGCACCCACAUCGACCGGACUCUCCACCGGCCCAAUCUCCCUCACCUAAAGUUUUCUCUUCACCACCAACACCAGUCUAUUCUCCACCCCCUCCAGUUCGUUCUCCACCACCUCCCCAUUCCCCACCACCUCCACCUGUUCACUCUCCCCCACCGCCUCUGAUCUACUCACCGCCCCCACCACCUAUUCAUUCUCCUCCACCUCCAAUCCACUCUCCGCCCCCACCCCCUGUUCACUCCCCGCCCCCGAUUUACUCUCCACCCCCACCCCCAGUCUACUCUCCGCCUCCUCCGGUCCACUCUCCCCCACCCCCCGUGUUUUCACCUCCACCUCCUAUAUCUUCUCCCCCACCACCUCCUGUUCAUUCUCCUCCACCUCCGGUACAUUCACCCCCACCUCCAAUUUACUCCCCGCCACCUCCAGUCCAUUCUCCUCCACCCCCGGUUUUCUUUCCACCUCCAACUCCUAUCUACUCUCCCCCACCGCCUACUCUAUCUCCACCGCCCACUUCUCCUCCCCACUCUCCCCCUCUACCUACUCUAUCUCCAACGCCUGCUUCUCCUCCCCAACCUCUCCACCCACCUACUCUAUCUCCAACACCCACUUCUCCUCCCCAAUCUCUCCCUCCGCCUACACUAUCUUCACCGCCUCCUUCUCCACCCCAGUCUUCCUCUCCACCUACCCUAUCCUCGCCACCCGUUUCUCCUCCUCCAGAAGAUAACAUAAUUCUUCCUCCAGUCUUUGGCGCUUCAUACGCAUCACCACCUCCACCAAUCAUUUCCGGCUACUAA
This is a messenger RNA of Neltuma alba, 2406 nucleotides long. Its product is annotated as pollen-specific leucine-rich repeat extensin-like protein 3. Gene Ontology annotation, molecular function: protein binding. Lineage: Eukaryota; Viridiplantae; Streptophyta; Magnoliopsida; Fabales; Fabaceae. The record is from RefSeq and is a predicted model, not a curated record.